Molecule: messenger RNA, 483 nt
Organism: Candida tropicalis MYA-3404
Lineage: Eukaryota; Fungi; Ascomycota; Pichiomycetes; Serinales; Debaryomycetaceae
Exons: 1
Coding region: 1-483 (160 amino acids)
Source: RefSeq, a predicted model, not a curated record
AUGUCAUUACGUAACAGAUUACAAGAUAUCAUUCAACAAGAAACUCCUACUAAUGCUUACUCAAACCAGUUAAAGAAAGAUAUCAGCCGUGUUGAACAAUUCACCAGGGACUGUGAUCGGGUCUUGCCCACACUACAUGAUUCCGAUUCAAUUGAUAAACAAAUAAUUGCGUUGUAUGACACAUAUGGAAGAAUCCCAUAUAAUCACGAUAAAAACGAUACAAUCAAUACUGCAACUACAUCUGUGAUUCUACAAGAACUAAUCAAAAAGUACACAUCGCCCAAGCCACCUACAACCAUCGACCUUUCAUUCUUAAUUGCCCAGCUUGAAGCUAACAACAAGGAAAAACAAAAAAUGUUACAAACCUUACAUGGCUCAUUAUCACCAGCCUUCGAAUCACCAUUAGAGUCUAAAGUUGAAGAAGCAAGCCAAUUACAAACUGAAUUAGAUGAGUUUAUCAAAGUAAUCACUUCAAGGAUAUAA